This is a messenger RNA of Tarenaya hassleriana, 680 nucleotides long. RefSeq lists its product as uncharacterized. The transcript has a single exon. The record is from RefSeq and is a predicted model, not a curated record. Bases 77 to 568 code for a protein of 163 amino acids. Lineage: Eukaryota; Viridiplantae; Streptophyta; Magnoliopsida; Brassicales; Cleomaceae.
UUUCACAGAUUUUUUCCUAUUUAUUUCUUCUUCUUCUUCUUGGCCGUCGUGGUCGUGGUCGUGGUCUGUCUUCGUUAUGGCGGUUGCUCGAGAAAAUCUACUAGCAGAGGCGAGCGAAACGGCGCCGUUAAAUGGGGACACAGAGAAUAGGUACGACGUAACGGAGGAGAAGGAAAACGACGACGCCAACACGGCGACGUUCUGCGGAUGUGGUGGGUAUUUGCGUAAUUUCUGCGUAAUCCGGUGGCGAAGAGGCACCGAAGUUCGCGGGGGCUGGAAUGGCGAUUCACAGCAAGAGAGAGGGGAAAGCUGGGCGAAGGAGAAACUGAAGGAGCUGAAGGAGAUGUCGGAGAAAAUUGCGGGGCCAAAGUGGAAGAAUUUCAUAAGAAGGUUUAGCACUAACAACAAGAGGAGCAGUAAAAGGAACUUGGAUUUCACGUACGAUCUCAGGAGCUACAGCCUCAAUUUCGAUGACGGAGAGCGUCCUUCUUGUGAUUUGCCGGCGAGAUUUGCAGCUCCGGUCGUCAAAAACGGCACGGAGUUUCCCUCUGAUUCUUCUCUUCUUUGAUCCAAGAACAAAGGUUUCGUCCUUUUUUGUUUUUCUUUUUUGAUGGAAUCAGGUCAUAUACUUUGUAAGUAUAAGCAUAUAAUAUACAUCUGAUCGGGUUUGAUUUGUUUUA